AUGACUCCUCAGAAGCCACAGGACAUACUGGGCAAAUCAAGAACACGCACCGUAAAUAAGCAGCUUACUACGCGCUGGAGGCAGCGUGAGAACAGAAGCCUGGAUCACGCCUUCCGCUUGCUGCAGCCCGGGGGGGUCCUCACCUACUGCAACCUGACCUCCUGGGGGGAGCUGCUGAAGACCAAGUACACCGACAUCGAGCAGAUGUUUGAGGAGACCCAGGUGGGGCAGCUGGUGGAGGCCGGGUUCAAGGAGGAGAACAUCAGCACAACGGUGAUGGAGCUGGUCGCCCCCCGGGACUGCCGGUACUACUCCUUCCCCAAGAUGAUCACACCCACCAUCGUCAAGCACUGAGGGUGCCCGGCUGCGCCGUCCCUUGGCGGGGGGGGGCUGAUCACACACCCCGCGAGGAGCAGGAGAGCUCUGCUCUCCUCCAGUGCGAACGAGAGAAGGUUGAAGCUGAUUUGUCUGGAGGGGAUGGGGGUUCUGGCUCUCCACGGGACCUCCUGGACACGAGGGCUCGAGUCCUGGCCCCACUCUGGGUGUCACGGCCUGAUGCAGCCCCCGCCCCCAGGGCUCUGCUCCAGACUCGCCCUCAUCUCAGUGAAGCUGCAAUCCAAGAGCAUCUUCAGGGCCUUUAGUCAAAGGGGUUCAAGGAUGAGCCGUUUCCUCUAAAAACUGGAUCAUUUUUGGCAAUCAUAGCGAGGGGAUUUCCCUGCAUGAGCCAAAUAAUCUAAACCAGGCAGGAGAAGCGGGGGAGGAUGGGGCAGCUGGGGGCAUUUUGGCUGCUCCUGGAUCAACCCCCCAGCAAGGUUUCCCUGAUACCUCUGGCUAAAGCCCAUCGUAGCAAGUUCAGACCCCGACGCCCUCCAUGCAGCUCGACAGCACGUAAAUGACGCUUCCUCUCUCUACCCAGAAGGGAUAAAAUCCAUUAAAAAUGAAUGAAACACA
Molecule: messenger RNA, 951 nt
Organism: Athene cunicularia (burrowing owl)
Lineage: Eukaryota; Metazoa; Chordata; Aves; Strigiformes; Strigidae
Gene: GAMT
Product: guanidinoacetate N-methyltransferase
Exons: 4
Coding region: 1-354 (117 amino acids)
Biological process (GO): creatine biosynthetic process
Cellular component (GO): cytoplasm; nucleus
Molecular function (GO): guanidinoacetate N-methyltransferase activity
Source: RefSeq, a predicted model, not a curated record